This is a messenger RNA of Micromonas pusilla CCMP1545, 1221 nucleotides long. RefSeq lists its product as uncharacterized. The transcript has 4 exons. Lineage: Eukaryota; Viridiplantae; Chlorophyta; Mamiellophyceae; Mamiellales; Mamiellaceae. The record is from RefSeq and is a predicted model, not a curated record. Bases 1 to 1221 code for a protein of 406 amino acids. Gene Ontology annotation, molecular function: ATP-dependent diacylglycerol kinase activity.
AUGCGCGACGCGACGCCGUCCCGGCUCGAUCGUUGGGGCGUCACCAUCGACACGAUCGCGAAGGGGCCGUUCUGCGAGUUGGAGAAGGGGAACCCGGCGGGCCCGCUCUUCGGGUCGCGCGACGCGGGCGCGGUGUUCGGAUUCACGCCGGAGGAGAGCGAGUUCUCGCCGCUCGUCGCGCACAAGGCGGCGUGCGCGAGCAGAGAGGCGUCGUACGAGCCGAGCGUCAACGCGAACGGCGACGCGGACGGGAAACCGAGCGGCGAGGUCAUCUUCCACAACUACCUCGGCAUCGGCGUCGACGCCGCCGCGGCGCUGCGGUUCUCGAGGCUUCGAGACCACAGCCCGUUUCUAUUCGUCAGCGCGCUCACGAACAAACUGCUCUACGGCGUCUUGGGCGCGGAGGACGUCCUCACGCGCAGCUGCGGCGACCUCCACCGCAAGGACUUUCUUUUAACCCCGGCGUACACAUGUUUCUCUCCGCCCACCCCACCCCUCGCUUCGCUUUCAAUCCCGACGCGCCCGCCCUCGACGCCUUUCAACUCCGCUUCUGACGCCUUUCAACUCUCGCCUCAGGUGACCCUCGUCGCGGACGGCGAGGAGAUCGCGUUGCCGAGGGACGCGGAAGGGGUCAUUCUCCUCAACAUCAACUCGUACGCGGGAGGGGUGAAGAUGUGGGAACGCGGGCCGCGGUUUCGGUUGGGCGAGGGCGCUUCCGAGGGGGGAUGGUGGGAGGAGUGGUGGCGCGGGCUGCGGGGCGACGGAGGAGGAAUGGUUAUGGGGCCAGACGCGGACGGAGGAGAGAAGGACGCGUCGGCGGGCGGCGACGUCCUCCCAACCACCAAUAACAUAUCGCCACGUCAGAAGAAGCAGCAGCAGCAGCGCCACCACGGGGAGUUUGGCGACUCCGCCGCGGACGACGGCCGACUCGACGUCGUCGUCGUCCGCGGCGCGUUGCACCUCGGGCAGCUCAACCUCGGCGUCUCGACCCCCGCGCGUCUGUGCCAGGCGAAGCGCGUGACUCUCAAGGUGGACCGUCCGAUGCCGAUGCACGUGGACGGACAGCCGUGGGAGCAGGAGGGCCCGUGCGAGAUCACCGUCGGGCUCAAGGCAAGCGGCGGACUAGACCGCCACCCGUACGAAUACGUCGGUCGGUCGCGCGUCGUCCUCGUCCCUCUCCGUCGGUCCGCGUCGCGCCGAGUCGACGCCGCCGCCCGCUGA